Armigeres subalbatus is the source of this 2453-nucleotide messenger RNA. RefSeq lists its product as uncharacterized. Gene Ontology annotation, molecular function: long-chain fatty acid-CoA ligase activity. Lineage: Eukaryota; Metazoa; Arthropoda; Insecta; Diptera; Culicidae. The transcript is spliced from 6 exons. Gene Ontology annotation, cellular component: mitochondrion. The record is from RefSeq and is a predicted model, not a curated record. Bases 310 to 2091 code for a protein of 593 amino acids. Gene Ontology annotation, biological process: long-chain fatty acid metabolic process; fatty-acyl-CoA biosynthetic process.
CGCCGCAUCGGUUAGUUCACGGACGGUUCUCCAUCAGUCCACCGGCUUUUUUAGAGUUUGGCCGAAUAAUUGGCGGUGAGCAGUGAUCCACUCGUCGUCGUUUCAGUCGUUCCGAUCGUUGAUACUGUUCUUGGUUAAUUACUGUUGAUCACUAGCUAUUGUAACCUGUUUGUGAGAAGAAAUCUAUGAUCAUUGCUGUGUUUUAGGAAAAUAGAAGACAAAAUAGCGUAGCCAAAAAGCCAAUCAUCUCGCGAUAUUGAAACCUGAACAGCGGAGUGAUAUUUACUAAACACCUUCAGCAACAUAAGCAUGAUCCGAGGAGUAUCGUCGCGUAUCGCCCAACUGAACAAUGUGUCCAACGCAGUGAAAAAAUCGUGGAGAAAGCAAUGUGUACAAGCACUCAGUACAAAAAGUCAGUUUAAGUAUUUAGAGGACUACGUCUUCCCGCCGGAGAAUGGCUUCGAGCAGAACUCGCUGUACGGCACAAAGCUCCAGGUGCCUCAUACCACGCUGGAGCAGUACGUGUGGGACAGCUUCACCCAGUGGGCCAACAAAACGGCAGUGAUAUGCGGCGUUACCGGACGAAGCUACACCUAUGGACAGCUUCGCGACCACUGCGCAGCUUUGGCCAUUCGUCUGCAACAAAAGUGCAAAUUUACACCCGGCGACACCUUGGCCAUCUGUUUACCGAACAUGCCCGAAUUCCCAUUGAUAGCAUUGGGAGCCGUAGAAGCAGGCUUGGUGGUAACAACUAUCAAUCCCAUAUACACAGCCGACGAGAUCAGCAGACAACUAAUAGACAGCGAUACCAAAAUCGUAUUCGGAACAGCCUCAAACUUUGCUGUUCUGCAGCAAGCCACCCUGCUGGCGAAGAAACAAAUCCCAAUCGUUUGCGUCCGCGCAAGCCAGGAUGAAAGUAUUCCAGCUGGAGCGAUCGAUUUCGCUGAACUAUCCAAUCCCACAGGAGUUCACUUCAGCACUCUGCAGCACCACAAUCGGCAGCCCGAUGAUGUUGUGUUCCUACCGUAUUCAUCAGGCACCACCGGUUUGCCGAAGGGCGUUCAGCUGACCCAUACCAACAUCGUGUCCAACAGUGAAAUGCUCAAAGUCCCAACUGGAUUGUGUGCAGUUGUGGAACCUACAACAGACUCUUUCCAAGACGUUCUACCGUGUGUUCUACCUUUCUUCCACAUCUAUGGGCUAACGGUGACUAUGACUUCCAAGCUGGAACAAGGAUGCAAGCUCGUCACGCUUCCAGCAUUCAAACCGGAAACGUUCAUCAAUUCCCUUACUGAGCAUAAAGGAUCGGUUCUUCACCUGGUGCCACCAAUCAUCCUCUACUUGAGUGGGAACGACACGGUGAAACCCGAACAUCUGCUAUCAAUACGCAAUAUCUUUUCGGGUGCCGCACCUAUGGGAGCACCCGACGCAGAGCGAAUGAUGGCGAAAGCACCGCAAAUCCAGUUCGCUCAAGGCUAUGGACUAACGGAAACAUCUCCGGUGGUCAUGCUCGGUCCUAUGGGUUCCAAAAACUAUGCCUCCGUUGGGUCCCCUCCGGUAAGCACCCAGGCAAAAAUCGUUGCCCUAAACGAUCCGACCAACACUGCUCUGGGGCCGAACGAGAACGGAGAGCUGUUAGUUCGGGGGCCGCAAAUCAUGAAGGGUUACCACAACAAUAAACAGGCUACGGACGAAAUUCUCACCGAGGGUGGAUGGCUACGCACCGGAGACAUUGCCCAUUACGACGAGAACUUCCAAUUUUACAUCACCGACAGACUGAAGGAAUUGAUCAAGGUCAAAGGAUUCCAAGUUGCCCCUGCCGAGUUGGAGGAGCUGCUACGCGACCACCCUGCUGUAGCGGAUGCCGCCGUCGUCGGUCAACCGCAUCCGUUUUCCGGAGAAGUUCCUCGUGCAUUUAUCGUGAAGAAGAGCAAUGCCAAUAUUUCCGAAGAUGACCUGAAAAAGUACAUCGCCGGAAAGGUGGCUGUCUACAAAAAACUCGAUGGAGGGGUUACUUUCUUGGACGUCAUUCCUAAAAACGCGUCCGGGAAAAUUCUGCGGAGGCAGCUCAAACAGGAGUAUUGCUCGUGAAUAUAGUUAGGCGUAGCAGUAGGGUAAAACUUUAGAAUUAGUAUUCAACGACCUUGGUACUUCAUGCAUAUUGCCAUUCCUUGUGCGACUACUGUCGAAAUAUUUAUCAUCUGUGUAUCUAUAUCUCAUAAAUUUCAUAUGCUUAUGGACAAUCAAUCUGAUUAACUUGUACUCUGUUGUCCUAAGGUACGUAGUUAAGUAGCAUUAAAUGUGGUCGUAGUUUUAUUUUUUGAAAUAUUUUAUGGAAACUUAUUCAGUCUACCGAAUUUUGAUAUUAUUGUAGCAGUGCAAGUACUGGUUUGUGAAACAUUUUAAUAGAAAUCUGAUUAAAAUAUCAAUAAAGUGUAGCUAAUUCAGACGAA